GUCACAGAGGAGAGGGCGGGCUUCCGUAGGCGGUUGGAAACCAAGGGAACGCAAUGCUAUGGAGGAAGCGGGAGGAGGUGUAGAGCUGGGAUCCGAUGUGUGCAGAUGGUGACAGAGCCAGCCUUGUAUACUAAGCUUUGUUCUCCACUAAUACGGCACUGAUAGUGUGUCUCCGAAAAGAUGAUCGAUUCAGUUCAGAUACGUCGGCAAGGGGCUAUAGACUUUAAGUCCCAUUAUGAAUAUAUGUGUGUUUUACAAGAUUCUGUCCCCUUACAAGCUGUAAAGGCGAAUAUACGACAAGGUGCCCUUAGCUUCAAUGCAGAUCGGAUCCGAUUAGCUGACUGGCCACCCAUUCUGAAUACAUUGAAAAUUAAUAAAAGCUUGAUGAGCGUAUCUAUAAAAAGCUGCCAUCAACCAGGACUUGGAGAAUCAGAUUCUGAAAAAUAUGGAAUCCACUUUCGAAGACGUAUUCCACCUAUUCGAUCAAAGGACAUGACUUUCCAGCUGUGCCGAGCCCUUGCAGCAUGUUUGAAUGUUUCGAGCACUUUGAAAGAGGUGGAGCUCCAUGGAUUGCCAUUAAGGGAAAGAGACUUGAAAAUGCUAGCUAAGGGUUUGGCUGCCUCAAAAUCUUUGGAGAGCGUGUCAUUGCCAUAUUCAUCAUGUGGAGAUGAAGGACUCGAAAUUAUCUGUCAAAGUGUGAAAAAUUCACCAAAAAUCAAAAUGGUUAAUUUUACUGGAUGCAAUCUCACAUGGCGUGGAGCUGAAUUUAUUGCAAGUAUUAUCAAGCAUCAGGCAACAAGGAGGCACAGUGAGGCCUGGGCAGAGAGCCUGAGAUAUAGAAGACCCGACCUUGACUGUAUGAAUGGAUUGAGGCGAAUCUCUCUCAACUGUAAUACCCUUGUUGGUGAUCAGGGAGCAAAGGCAUUGUCAGAAGUACUUGGAGAGGAACUUUGGUUAAAAGCACUAGAUGUGCGACAAUGUGGAAUAACCAAUGAAGGGGCGAAGGCUUUCCUCCAUGCUUUGCAAACCAAUACUACUCUGAUGAUUUUGGAUGUAAGAAAAAACCCACUUAUUGAUCAUGAACUGCUGAAGACUGUCAUUGAAAGAGUGUUACUGAAUUCACAUGACACAACUUCAGAGUACAAAUGGUUUACUUCUCCAUCUUCAAAAGGAUCAAAAACCAGAAGACCCUCCAGCCUGCGAAAUGGUCUGAAAGGGAAGAAUACAAUACGUAUUGGCUUUUCUACUAAGAAGCCCUUUGUUCCUGGAAGAAAAUAUACACCCAACGAACCAUAUGCUCCAGAACCUAAGCCUGCAGGAGUCCAAGGGUUUCUUCCCUGGAGAACUGCAGAGAGAGCAAAUAGACACAGAGAAUUGUCCAUGGACUGUAUUCCAUAUUCUCCCAUGCAGGCAGGUAGUCCGGUGAAAGUGUCCAUGGAUAGUGAGACCUCCUGUGACAGUGAUGAAUCUGAGGGCCCUGCAGACCUAAUUAUUCACAGACCUGGGGUGCCUGACACUCCACAGAAGACGAAUGCUAGAAACUACAAACGUUUGCAGGUUGCAUUGGAGGAAUGCCAGCUAAGACUAGAAGAAGAAAGAAAAACAAGGUUAAGAGCUGAUGACCGGAUAAUGGAGCUGGAAGUUGAAAAUACUCGAUUAAGGCAAAUCAAUCACAGUCUUUCGGAAACACUUGAAACGCGAACGGUAACAUCUGUGCUUUUGGAGGAUGAAGGAGUUCUUGACAGCAUAGAAAAAUCCUUCAGUAAAUUCCACGCUUUCUUGGAUCUUUUGAAAGAUGCAGGCUUAGGUCAGCUUGCCAGUAUGGCAGGCAUUGAACAUUCCGACUUCGCCCUGCCAGGAGAUCCACAGCUGUCUUCUACAAUUGGAAAAGCCCAACCACCCUCCUCUGAAACCCACAAUGACCUGCAAAAAACCUUCUUAACUGAUCAGAAAAGGGAUGAGGAAGGUGCCCCCCCAAGUCUAUUCGUAGAACCCCGUGUCAUGACUGCAGCAGCCUUCCUUCCUUCUGGUGAAUCUGAUGAAAUUCACGCCAGCAGCUUGAAGAGCAAAGCGUUUGAUCUUCCUACAAAGGAUUUGGAGUCGCAGCAGAACAGCACGAUGGCUUCUGAACAGCAGAAUACAGAUGGUUUAAAAAGAGCCUUCCUGUCGGAAAAGAAAGGAGCUGGUAACGAGUGCUCAGCAUCAGAUUCCAGCAAAAGUAGAAAAAGUAGUGCAAGUAAAAAAUCCAAAGAAUCGUCUAGCGGAAAGGAUAGAAGGCAAUCUUCAAAAAGAAAACCUUCCGUGGGCUCAUACAAGGUUUGUUCUGAGGAAGCUGGGCAUCAAAAUGGUCACAAAAGUUCACCUUUUUCUGAUGCCAGUGUUCUAGAAUCAGAUAUCCCAGAAAACCUUCACUCCACCAGCAACAGCCACAGUGGUUUAGAUUGAGCCACGAACCUUGACUGACCGUAUCAAGUUUAUUUUUUUAUGUUUGCGCUGAACUUGUUUAAAAAUGAAUGAGCCCUGUUGAAAUGCUGAAGUCGUUCCCAGAUUUGCUCCACAGCAGUUAAUAUUCUCUCCAAGAAGAAAAUUACCAUUUUCAACAGCUGAUAUGGUAUAAUUGGCAAAAGAAAUGAAAUUUGAAUGCAGAGUCUAGAUUCAAGUAGCAUUGUCAUAGGGUUAUUAAGAAUACUUGAUGGCAUUUGUUUUUAAAAACGUGACACAAGCCAAAGUGAUUGUUUUCAGCAAACCUUUUAGAUUUUUUUUUCUACUUGCUAUUUUUAUGUUUUUGCAAACAUUUUUAAACUAGUCAUGAUUGGAAAGCAAUUUGUAUUUUUUUAAAUAUUUAUUACAGUGUUUUAUUACAUA
Molecule: messenger RNA, 2865 nt
Organism: Rana temporaria (common frog)
Lineage: Eukaryota; Metazoa; Chordata; Amphibia; Anura; Ranidae
Gene: CEP78
Product: centrosomal protein 78
Exons: 16
Coding region: 181-2445 (754 amino acids)
Cellular component (GO): centrosome
Molecular function (GO): protein binding
Source: RefSeq, a predicted model, not a curated record